ACGGAUCCAUGGAGCCACCAGAGGAUAACUUUGGCCGUACCUUUGUGGAGGUGAUGAGUGAAAAGUACAGCCCAGAGAACUUUCCGUUACGCAGAGGGCCAGGUAUGGGAGUGGUAGUGGUGCCCACCUCUGCUCCUCAAGGCUCCCCAAUGAAAGACCGUCUGAACCUGCCCAGCAUCCUGGUGUUGACUGGCUGUGGGGUCAACCGGGCAGGGGACCAGGCUGAGAUCGCUGCUUUCUGUACCCAUGUCAUCGAGCUGGACCUGUCUCAUAACAAGCUGCAGGACUGGCGUGAGAUCAGUAAAAUUGUAUCCAACAUCCCCAACCUGGAGUUCCUGAACCUGAGCUCUAACCCUCUGGCAGGAAUGACCCUCAAGCCGCACUGCGCUGAAGGCUUCUCUCGGGUCCGACGGCUCGUCCUCAACAACACUCAGGUGUCCUGGGACACCGUGAUGCUGCUCACCAGGGAGAUACCUGAACUGGAGGAGUUGUUCCUGUGCCUUAAUGAGUACAGCAGUGUGAGUGCCUCCAGCGUGGCCUGCCCCACCUUGCGCCUGCUUCACAUCACCGACAACGGCCUCCAGGACUGGGCCGAAGUCCGGAAGUUUGGCUCCAUGUUCCCCAGCCUGGACACUCUGGUCAUGGCCAACAACAACUUGGCCUCCAUUCAGGACAACAAGGAUAUCCUGGGACGACUGUUUCCCAACUUACGCAGCAUCAACCUGCACAACUCAGGUCUCAACCGAUGGGAGGACAUUGAGAAGCUCAACUUCUUUCCCAAGUUGGAGGAGGUGCGGCUGCAGGGCAUUCCCUUACUGCAGACCUACACCAACGCAGAGAGACGCAGCCUCAUGAUCGCACAGCUCCCUUCAAUAUCACUGCUAAAUGGCAGUGUGGUGACUGAUAGUGAGAGAGAAGACGCAGAGAGGUUCUUCAUCCGUUACUACUUAGACUACCCAGAGGAGGAGCUGCCUUACAGAUAUCACUCCCUGGUCACCAAGUAUGGGAAGCUGGAACCACUUGCUGAGAUCGACCUGCGACCUCGCUGCCGUGCCCAGGUCGAGGUUCAUUGUGAGGAAAAAGUGGAACAGCUGAACAUCCGUUUGGACCAGACCGUUGCGGAGCUAAAGAAGCAGCUGACCACAGUGGUCCAGCUGUCCACCAACAGCAUGAGGAUCUAUUACAUCGACAAGUGCAGCGUCUUCGGUCCAGAGGAAAUGAAGUACAACACCCGCGCUCUCCACUCCUACAGCAUCCAGGACGGUGAUGAAAUACUUGUGGUUCCCAAAACCAAGUGAGCAGCUGGUGUCCAACUGGAUUAUUAGAGCGACUCAUUGAUUGACUGCUUGAUUGAUUAAUUGGAUUAUUUGUUGAUUGGUUAACUGGCAUAACAAAAUAAUUGGAAAACGUAUAUGGAACAGCAUCAGCGGCCCACUUGGAGAGAGUAAAAGAAGAGAGUGAUGUGGACACCAUCGUGAAGACAGCACAGUGGACUACAAGCUCUGGCUGAAAAUGCAGCCAUUAUGUCUAUUUAUUUCAGCUUUAUUUGAGGGCAUCCACUGGCAUUAGUAGACAAAUCGGUCACACUGGACAACUUGCUGAGAGAGCAACUCGCAGCCAGCUAGCAGCUUAAGCAGAAGAGAGGGCACUGCUGCACCAGAAAGGCUUCGCUGCAGCUCUAUCUCUUAGUACACAGCAUGCACCAUAGCACCUGCAUAGGCGAACAUCCAACACCAAUGGCUUGUCCACUUGUUGCAACAACUACUCUGAUUAGCAGCGAGGCAGUGCGCUUUGAAAGUAGGGAGGAAGAACCACAGUUGAAGCAAAUAAUCCUACCCAAAACACUAAAUGGUGGUGAUUAAAGUAGCAUUUUGUUGUAUGGUGAUGGGUUUAUUUUGUAUUUCUGUGGAAGUUAGAAGAUGCUACAUCACAUUCAGAUCAUUUGACAAAAUACCAACAGAGUCAAAUGAUUUUAAUAGAGACAUAAUGAUUAAUCAGUAGGCGUGUUUCCAUUUAAGUCGAAGCUAAUUUUAAAUCUGAAAUUUGAAAUGUGGCAUUGAAGAAAAUUUGAAUUACGGAAGUUUCCAUCAACUGGUUUAGAGUGAAUAAACAAAGCUGCAUAAAUGUACUUUGGUCAGAAGACGUCAGUGUAAUCUAUUGCUGUAGGCUAAUCUGUCAGUAAACAGUAGUAGAAGAAGUAGAGAGAAAACAACAAUAAAAAAGAGGUUCCUGAUUGGUCAACUUUGGCCACUCGCGAGAGAAAAUGGAGAGAAGUCUUCAGGAAUUGGAUUCAUUUGGGAUUCAAUUCAAGUCAAUUAAAAAAUGUCCACUCCGGGACAGCUGUUCUUUCAUGUGAGUUAAAUGUUCGCUAUGUCAGAACUUAUUCAGAAAAAUCGUUUCCAUCUCCCGCUUAGCUCAUUAACUAUUUUACCACCUCAAGUGAGUGUAAAACCGUUUAUGCGCAUUUUUGAAAGUUCGAUAAAAUGUUUGUGUUUCCAUCAAACUUUUCUCAUGCAGAUCUUCAAAACACACAGAGAAAUUUGUUGAUGGAAACACAACUAGGGUAAAAAUUUAUCAUAGAACAUGCAGAUUUAACAUCUUUAAAAUCCCUCCAGAAGUAUUAAGACAUAUAAAAAUACUUUAAAAGAGAUAUAAAUACAGAUACUCCCUCACUGACAAACCCAUAACCUAUGAAUUGCAUAUUUGGUAGUAGUUUACCUGCUUAGGUUGCAUCAGGAUUGGCUUCCAAACUAGCGUAUACGUUACACACACAUUCUAAACUAAGUAAUAAGAUGAGGACAGAGAAAAUUUUCUCUUUAACCAGAUGAAUCUGUGAACUGUUUUCCUGUGUCAAACCCUCCACAGUGAAGGUCAAACAUCCAAGCACAUAGUAAAGUAACAAUACGCAAAACUGCAGUAGAAUAAUAUGGGAAAAUUGGUCGUACAGAAAGGAAUAUUACACCACUUUAUGACAUGGCUUCAGGAGUGCAAUGAUUGUAAUUGAUGAUAUCUAACAGUGUAAAGAGUAUUUUAGGGGUUGAUGUUUUCUGUCAUCCUGUUGUGUGUUUUCUGAAAGCUUACGUCUGUGUACCCCUUGGAGUCCUGCAGGGAGUGUAGGGGCAUCGGGCCAUUGUUACGAGUCACCUGGUCCUAAUGUAACUGGAGUGGGACCUGGGUCCACAUUCUUCGCAGGAAGUUAAAUGCAUUUUCAGUUCAGCUUCGACAAGCUCGUCCGCUGUUACUGAUUUUGUUUGUGAUCUUCAUGAAUAGUCCCCGUUCUUUGCAGUUGAUGUAGUUCUUUUUGCUUCAUCAGACCAUGUGACCUUUGGCACGCAUUUGUGGCUGUUUAAAGUAAAGUGUGAAGGCAUCAGGAUGAGAGUCAGCACCUCCAGGUCUGAAGUCAUGGUUCUCUGCUGGAAAACUGUUGCUGGCUCCCUCUGGGUUGGGAGCAUAGACUGUAUAUAAGGAAGGAUGACACCUUUCCACUUCCGCUCAAAAAUUUAAGCCAAAAUAUCCUGGAUAUGGGUGUUGCCAUCUUGUACUGGCGAUGCAAUUUGGAGCCAGUGUGAUAGCAACAGUUAAUAUGGAGGGGUAAGAGUCUAGAACCGAACACUUAUACUUAGACAAACGAAAGCUGGUAGGCAGAUGUAACAUGCAGAGACGCACAAAAAGCCUCUUGGACCCAUACCCUAAACCCAACAGGAAGUCGCCCACCCUGAAUUGAACAUCAAAUCUUAGGGCAUUUUUCAAUAUUCUCAAGCCUUAUAAUUUAACAAAGAUUUAACUUGAGAUUUAGCCUUAUUGACUUCAGAUUUGGUCAGUACCAUCUUAAGGCCUUUGUGAUAAGAAGUUAUUAAACAGGGAGUUGUUGUAACUUAAGUAUACAUUAUUCAAUCUGCCCCAAAUUUCUCAUGCCUGAUAAGAUUCCAGCCACCAUGGGCUGAUCAAGGUGUUCUGGCUUCACCUUUGAGGAGCUGUCAUGUCGUCAAUCUUUAUAUAACUUAGGUUGGGAAUUAAUGGUUAAUUAACCAUUAGCCAUUAACCAUUAACUUGAGGUGUUGUUCCUAAGAUGCAAGCAUUGUACCGGACUGUUUUGGUGAAGAGGGAGCCUGAAGACAAAGCUCUCGAUUUAUAAGUCCACUUGCGUCUGGACUACCUUACUUAGUCUGCUGCCAGACUAAGUGUCUGGAAAUGGAUAGAUAGAUGGAAUGAUGGAUAUAUGGAUGUUUUUAUAACAGACCAAGAUCUGAUGUUAGUUUGUUUCUUAUCACAAAACACAUACUACACUCACACAUGGCCACACAGGUUAUCACAAAGCAGCUGUUGUGUCAUGGUUUUUGCUGCCCGCUAUAUGUUUCACUGUGACACACACACACCCGAGCACCCUUAGACAAGGAUAGUUCAGAUUUUUUAAAAUUAGGUUGUAUGAAGUACUGACCCACAGUCAAUGUAUUCCGUGCAGUAGAUUUCUAGUUUUAAGAACCAGAUGCACCAGGCAGGAAACAAAUUGCAGAUAGGGACUGUCACAAAACGUAUUAUAACCACAUAAACAAGGCCCACCCUUAAAAUAUUAUACCCAUUUAUGUGUACAUUGUGUAUGCCAUUUGGCACUACUUUUUCUCACCUGUAGAACUUUCAUGUUCCUACGCAUAAGCGUCACAGAUCGUAUAUUCCGGUUCAUAAAGAUUUCCUUUUGUCUCCGUAUUGAAUGGUAUUUCAUCGUUUUUGUCAUAAUCACUAAUUAUUAUUUUCCCCUGUAUUUGUUGUCUCUUACAAAAACUAGUGACUGGAUUUGGACCAAAACAGCCGAACAUGGAAGUUCUACAGUUGAGAAAAAGUAUUGCCAAGUGUCGGUCAAAAAUCGGUGGACAUAUCAUUAAUAUAGCAAACAGAUGAACAGGUAUAACAUUUUUAAGGUGGGCCUUUGUAUAGGUGUAGGUUUGUAUAGGUAUAGGUCUCCAAACUGGGAACACACAGACCAUCAGCUUCUGCAGGUAAUACAUCGUAUCACUUCAAAAAAUCUGAACUAUCCCAUUUAAAAUAACACAAGUACAGGCUGAUUAUAUCCAUUCAUCCAUCAGCUAUACCUGCUUAUCCAGAUCAUGUUAAUUCACUUGAGCACAUUCUAAGGAGUGCGAUCAGGUUUGCCAUUCACUUGUGUUCAUGGUCAUUUUAAAGCCUGAUUUUGUGUCCAUAGCUGUAAGAUUUUCACUAGUUUUUGCUAUUCUAUUUCAGAUUAAGGCUUUUCAGAGGAUAGUAUUCCCUCUUUUCAGAGUUCCAGUGUCUUUAAUUACAUGCGUAUGAUCUUGUUUUGUGGACCUUUAAAUGCUUAAACAAUGCACUUUCUUUACAUUUUAUUCAUCAUUUUCUAAGAAUUGAAUCAGCAAUUCUCCUUGAUCUCAGUGUUUGCACCUUUAAAUCCACCAUUCAGUGAAAUCCUCCUUUAUGCCUCUACAUCAGUGUUUCAUAUGUUACACAUUAGUGUAAUCUACAUUUCUGCACAUAAUUCCUUCCACCAAAGAUAGAAUAUAAGGGUAUUAGUAUAAUGUGGAACAUAUAGAGUAUGUCUUGAUUUUAUUAUACUGCAUCAUCCUUGUAUAAGAGGAGUAUUGAUAUCUAUCGAUUUUUCCUAUAGCAAGCUGAGUAGGGGAAUAACUGACAGUGCACAGUGUUAUGGUUGUGGACACAGCUGAUAUUUCAAGCUACUGAAUUAAAUAUUCACAUUUAGGGGCUGUUUGGAACCGUUUCGGCUGUACUCUCAGUUCAUCAAUGUUGAUAGAAAACUCAGCUCAGUGUGCUUUGACGCCUUUUUCACAGUGUUUUGACCCUCCAACAGUAUCAGUAUCUCAAGUAUGUAAAUAUAACAAUAUUUCUCUCCUUGCUAUUAAAAUUUACCAAUGUUUAUUUUAUAACACUACUGCUAUACUUGAAUAUUAGAAGGUUUAAGAGUAGCAAGAGUUGUUGUAGCAACAACACACAGCAGGUUAGAUGAAAAAAAAAUACUGGAAACUGUUUCUGCAUUUUGUCACAGUAGUGCUGAAUAAUGUUAGUGGAUCUUGAAGCACAGCCAUAUAAUCCAGCACAGAGGGACAACAGUGCAGUGCUGGCAGUCUAAACUUAAAUAUUGGGUUAUAGAGUCUGUGAUUAUUAGUGUGAGACGUGUUUGAAGUGAGAAACUUUGUAUGUUACUGUUUGCAGAGUGGGUGAUUUUUUUUAUUUAUUUAUUUUUGGUAUGCAUGUUAUUAGUUUUAUGUGUUUUUGCGAGGAAAGUGGUCACUUUGCUUGCUUUGAUUUAUGUAAUAAUGAAUUUGAAUUUUUACACAAAGCCCAAGAAAAAUAUUUGAAGUCUUGAUGUAAAUUUCCAUGUUGAUUUUAUCCAGAUUACGCUUUAAUUGAUUUAUUUAUUUUCAAAGAACUGUAUCAUGUUAUUUAUUGUGUCUAUGGCUUACUGUCUAACCUGCUAAAAGCCGAAAAUAUUGGCUAAGCUAUAUUGGCUAUUUUAUAGCUAUCGAAAACUUGAUUUUAAGUAUUUCUCUGUAACAUUAAAGAUUCACAACUAAUAAAGCAACAAUCAAAAUUAAAGUUAGGGGAAAAUCCUAAAGUAUUUUUUGUUAAGGGGGGUUGAAGAAGUACUCAGAUCCUUUACUUAAGUAAAAGUAGCAAUUCUAAUAAUACAUUCUAAAAGUCUGGCAUUUAAAUUAGAAAAUAUAAGAAUUGUAGCAACAAAAUAUACAUAAAGUUAGAACGAAAUAUGCAGAGAAUUAUAUAUGUUAAACUGUUGGAUUAAAAAGACUGAUGCAUUAAUAUUUACAUUACUUUAAUGUUGGAGCUAGAAAAUGUGGGACUCAUUUUUUAUUAUAUACCCUGCCAGCUAUCAGUCGUCUUACCUUUUAUCCAUAUUUAUGUUUUAUAUUAUUAAUCUGAACAGCAACUAGCAUUUAAAGGUGUAAAAAUGUAGUUCAGUAAAAAUUACAAUAUCUCCCUCUGAGAUGUGGUGGAAUAGUAAUAAUAAAGUACAUUCAAAUGGAAAUACUUUAUAUAAUUAACAUUAUACUUAAGUACAAUUGGGUAAAUGUGCUUUCCACUUCUGACAAAACCUCAGGUAGUCUGCUUUAUGAAGAGUGUGUGUUCUGGUUUGAUUAGAUUGGAUUGGCGGUAGCAUGGCAACAUUAACAAACAAAAUUAAAAUUCUGAUUGGUUAAUUUGGAUCCACCCAUUUAAACCAGUAACGAGAACUCAGAACAGAAGAAAAUACAGAAACGUCUCAUCUGACAUCACCAGAAUUGUAAGUUUGGGAGAAAACGUGUUUAUGUCGCUCACUGUAAGGCAGUGUAACCUUUUAAGGAAAAGCCCAUCCUUAAAGCCUUUAACACCUGUUGGCAAUGCACUGUGUAGGAUUUAUUUAGUCCAGUCGUUCUGCUAUUUUGUGCUGCAAUUGUUGCAUAACUCUGAUAGAGGCUCAACAUUAGGUUUUGGUAUUAGUCCCACAGAAUCAUACUGUGAGGCCUUGUAGAGCUGCCUUUUCUUGCCUUUAUAAUAAUUCCACCAGCAGUAGACCAGUGUGCAGUACAGCCAGUGCACAUGUUGUUAUUGUAGUGACUCACUAGUUGUUAAACUCUAAUUGACAAACACCAUAAAUAAAGCCGUAGUUGCUUUCACCAAUUUUUUCACCAACUUUCACCAGAGAUAUAUGUGACAUUUAAAGGACGACUGUACUUCAACAUUUUAGGAAAUAGGCUUAUAUGCUUUCUUGGCUAGAAUUAAAUAAAAAGAACCAUACCACUCUCACAUCUGUGCAUUUAAUAUUAAGCACAGGCUGUAUUUAAAGGUGGUGGACGCGUCUCCGCUUCCUCGCAUACUCAAAAUAAUGUGGAUACAGGCCCACAUCACAUCCCUUUUUCUUGCAUUAAAUAACUAAUUCAACUAAAACAAACUCAGCAAAGCACUUGAAUAUACAUCAGCAUGAUAAUAACGACCUGAAAUGACACAAACAAUCUUUAGGAAACAUUUAUUUGAUGUUUUUUAAUUUGGCCAAUGUCCCAUUUGUUAACAUUAAUGGGCUGGGUGUAUGACCUAUACUGGAGCCAGCCACCAGGGGGCGAUCGAGGUGAUUUAGCUUCAUUUUGGGAUCUUUCAUGUUGUCCACCUUUAUAUACAGUCUAUGAUUAUUAUUAUAUUAUAGGACUGGAUACAGCGCCGCCACUUAGCCUUGCAGCCAUUUAUUUUCCAAUGGCCACUAACAAUAUUGCAACAAAGAAAUCCGUCCUCCGGCCCAAAAACAGGACACCUCAAACUCAUACGUCUAGCGACAUGUACCUAAUAAAGUGGCACCGGUGUGUUCUUCUGCCCAUCUGCUUCAAGGCUGGACAUGUUGUGUUGUAAUGAGUGGUUAUUUGAG
This is a messenger RNA of Centropristis striata (black sea bass), 8398 nucleotides long. RefSeq names its product tubulin-specific chaperone cofactor E-like protein. The record is from RefSeq and is a predicted model, not a curated record. The transcript has 8 exons. Gene Ontology annotation, molecular function: alpha-tubulin binding. The coding region runs from base 9 to 1298 and encodes 429 amino acids. NCBI's taxonomy places the organism in Eukaryota, Metazoa, Chordata, Actinopteri, Perciformes, Serranidae. Gene Ontology annotation, biological process: protein folding.